Molecule: messenger RNA, 3337 nt
Organism: Fopius arisanus
Lineage: Eukaryota; Metazoa; Arthropoda; Insecta; Hymenoptera; Braconidae
Gene: D12
Product: YEATS domain containing 2 homolog D12
Exons: 7
Coding region: 613-3117 (834 amino acids)
Biological process (GO): regulation of transcription by RNA polymerase II; chromatin remodeling
Cellular component (GO): NuA4 histone acetyltransferase complex; ATAC complex
Molecular function (GO): histone binding
Source: RefSeq, a predicted model, not a curated record
ACAACUGGAGCCACUUCCGGCUAUCACCUGUCGUCGAGACGAAAGGAAAUAAAAAAUUAUCAAAUUCUCCAAUGAAAAUUUAAAAGUAACGGAAAAUCGGUAUCAAAAAGAUCCCUCAAUUCUCACAACCUCGAAAUUAAAUUUCAAUCAUGAGAGCAAAUGGAAGAAUCGAUCGUCUCCCGGAAACCCAUACAACCGAUCGAGUGAUGGAAAAUGAGGAGAAUAAUUUUUGACGUGUGCAGAUUUGUUGAGGAAUUGAUGGAUCAAAUUGAAUAGCGUCCACGGGGUGUGAAAGUGAUGGCACCGGGCACAACAUUCCGUUCAGUUUUCUCAAUUUUCAAUAAAAUUCCUUCAACUUCUGGAAGAAUAAAAGGUAAACCCCGGAUAAAUAUCCCUUUGAAUUCAUCAAACACCACCGGCAAUUCCUCCAUGAUGCUGAUAACGAGUGUCAAUUUUUGGGAGAGAUAACCUUACGUACCUGGCAUUGUCAUAUCAGUGUUUUUUUUAAAGAGCAAUUGUUGAAAAUAAAUACUAAACACCCAGGUGAAGAGAAUCAAGGAUUUUUACUCGAAAUUCUCAAUCCUCUGGGGAAAUAUUUCAUUUUCAAAUGAAAUGAAUAAUUCGGGUAAUUUCGAUGAUCAGGAUCCUGAUUAUGCAACUCCUGGACCGAGUACUAGUUAUCAACAGAAGAUUUACGAAGAAACAGCCAGAACGAAUGCCUCCCGGAAGAUCACCUCGAUAAUCGACCGUGAAUUCUCUCUAGAAAUCGACACAAAAGAGAAAGAAAUUCUCCAAAUCCAAGAUAAAUUGGACAAAGCCUUAAAAACCCUCCACUUCCUCCGGUACGUGAUAAUCUCAGAUUUCUACACUCGAAAGCAAUGUCUAGUAAAUCCACCAUCGGAAACCAAACAAAUCCGUCUGCACCCAGCCGUGCGUUCCUCCACAGGGAAGUCCCCGAAGUUCCAGGACCUCCCCUCGACCUCGACGUCCUCCCCGACGCUCUUGAAGCCUCCCCCAGACCUGGAGACACCUGAAAUUCCUCUCCAAGACCUAGCCAGGACGUUAAAAAGAUCUCCGGAGAAGACUGAGCCCUCCCUAGAGCCUCCACGAAAAAUCCCCAGGUACGUCCCCCCAAAAAUCUCCAAUCCAGACCCCAAAAUUCCCUCCAGGGGUGUCCGUCAUAAAAUCCGAAAGCGAAUAGUCGUGGGAAAUAUCUCGAAAUGGAUUCCCCCGGACUGGAGAGAGGACGCUGCCUCUCACAAGUGGACGAUGUACGUCAGAGCCCCGAAGGAGGAAUCCGAUAUCUCGGAAUUCGUCACAAAAGUCAGAUUCUUUCUGCACCCCAGUUAUCGUCCCAACGACGUCGUUGACGUGACGUCCCCGCCCUUUCAUCUGUGUCGGAGGGGCUGGGGAGAAUUUCCCCUGAGGGUGCAACUCCAUUUUAAGAAUCAUAAUAACAAGCCAAUGGAUAUUAUCCAUCAUCUCAAGCUUGAUAGAACGUACACGGGGCUCCAGACUCUCGGAUCAGAGACUGUAGUAGAUAUUUGGAUAAAUACUCUGACCCCCGACCUCUCUGAUAACAAAAUGGCGAGGGGUAAACUCGAGAUAAAGCAGGAGAUAAUGGAGGACUCCACGGGGUUCACUGGUCAGUUUCCAGGGAUUAAAGAGGAGACGGUUCACGAGGAUGAGGUGAGGGUACUCUCUCAUGUCCAUUUUGAGCACGAUUACGCCAUCUUCGGAGGGCCUGAGGAGGGAAACAUAACAAUCGCACAUUCUCCCGAGAAAAAGAACGAUUCUGAUCCCCCCAAUCAUGAAGAGGCCCUCGAGGCAACGAAUUCUUUGAUACAAAAUGGUGAUUCACCCGUAAAUAAAUCCCCCGUGAAUUCCGAGGGACAAAUUUUACCGAAAAUAUUUGAGAACGGCUCCUCGGUGCUGGAGCCCCUGAAGAUCACCAUCCCCUCGCACUUCAGCUCCCUAAAUCUAAAAAAACAAGACAAUCAUCCCCAGAUCAUCGUCCUGAGAAACAAUAACCAUAAAACCAUAAAGAUCGACGUGAGCACCACCCCGAAAGCCGUGAGUCUCCUGAAGAAGUCGAAAAACCCCAUCAACCUGACUCUCGAUCCCACGAAAAGCAUAAUCCUGAAUUCCUCAUCUAAUAUUCCUGUCCUGAAGAUAGCUGAGCCCCAGCCAAAACCUGUGGAAUUCCGGGACAAGCCCAACGGUAAAUUGACGAGGGGAAAAGUGACGAUUGGAAAGGAUAAAACGAAAUUAGGAAGCAGGAGGGAAUUCUACGAUGGAAUUCUCAGGAGUCUCGAGGAUAUUAAGAUAUCGGGGGAUGUAGAGGGAGUUAUGAGGUACAUUAUCAAGAGAAUUCCGAUAGUGUCGUCUCACUCGGGUGAUCCUGAGUAUCGGAGGCUUCAUCCUUACGUUUGCAGCAGUGACGAGGAAUUUCUAGGAUUUAAUCCUGGAAAGCAGAGGGCGCUGGAGUGGUAUAGGGCUAAAGAGGUUCGCGGUUUGUUGAGGAGGAGGGGAUUUGGGGAGGAAUUGUGGACAAUUAAGGAGAUUAUGGUCUGGUGUCGAUUGCACGGUUUUACUCCUGUGAGGGGGGGUGGGGGUAAGUCGGAGAAAAUGGUGGAUGUGGGGGAGGGGGAGGAAUUCAGGAGUUGUACGGAACCAGUAGAAUUUCUCGAGUGGCUGCAAAGUGGGGCAGAGGAGAGGGAGGACGAGGAGGAGGUUGAUGUGGUGGGGGAGGGAAAUGGGGGGAGGCAAGGGAUUGCGGAGCAGGAGGGGUGGGGGGUUGUGAUGGAAGUGCCAAAAUCAGCUGAGCCGAUUUACUCGUAUGUCUGUGGAACUGCCAGGCAGAUUGGUGUUAAACUCCUCGGGGAGGAGGUCGUUCAGGGUGUCAGACAUGCAGCUGCUGGACGCGUUUUGGCUAGGGCUGUCGAGUGUCUGAUGGAAGAUCUGCUGAGGUCUUCCUUCGCUCAAUCUUUUGAGAGGAGUGGGAGUCGAGGAUGUCCAGAGAUAAUUGGAUUGGAUGACGUACGCGCUGCUCUAGUUAAUCGAGAAGAAUUUGAUGUUUUUACGAACAAUGGGAUUGGGACGCAGAACGGCGAGUGAUUUUAAUUCCAUCCAACUGGGAUAUUGAAAUAUUCGAUCUCUUUUUUGAGAAAAUUAUAGACUGGCUUGAAGUAACUCAGGAGUGGCUCUGCACGUGGCUCCGGUGUUCUUGUCAAUUUUUUUAACGCCGAAGGAAGGUCCAGUGUGCUACCCAUCUUCAUUACGCUCCUGAAGAAAAAAAAGGAUUUUUUUUAUUGUUUGAAUGUGCUUCAUUUUUUGU